UUCCAAGUUCUAACGGUCAAAACAAUCCGUUAAAAUUUUUAAAUGUCGGCCAACUAACGGUCAUAUUAUUUGAAAAAACUAGCCGUUCUCCAUCCCCGUUUUUACAUCGUCAUCCCGAGAUAUCCUCGAUCCUUCUUUACUUCUUCCGCCGCAGAAAUCUUUCUUUUCCAUCUUCGUAGUUUAACGCCAGCAUUUUUUCCCUUUCUUUCUCUCACUUCGACUCCGCCCUCUUUCUCUCUCUUUCCAUCUCCAGCGUUACAGGUCGUGAAACCAUGGUGAUAUCUUCAAACAGGUCUCCUUCUCCCAUUUCAAAUAGAACUAACACUAACUCAAGGACCCAGGAAAGCAGUUGUGGAGUCAGGAGGAGUUUCGGUGGAAAUUCUUUCGCAAGACCCUCAAUCGUUCCUCAUCAGAGAAGCUUCAAUCCGGCCACUCCGGCUAACAGCCCUGCAGCUACAGAUUUCACGAGAAGGAAUUCGGGUUGCAGGGAAGGACUAACGUCUCCCCGAGUUUCCUACGAGCAAAAAGAGAAUGAAGAAGAUCAUAACUUUAAGCUGGUGAAGGCAAGGUCGCCAUCGGUUUCAAAGGGAUCAAAGAAUUUCAUGGCUCCGACCAUUUCUGCAUCUUUUAAGGUGAACCCAUCGCCGAGAAAGAAAGUGUUGACUGAGAGAAACGAAGCUGUUAGAACUUCCACCUUGUUCUCUGAUGGAAAAUCCCCUCUUACUUGCAUGGAUCUAUCGGAAUCUACGGAAGAGACUGGUACGAAGUCGGAAGCAAUUUUUCAUUCUCAGGUACGUUUAGAAAGCAAAAGCAAAUCAGAGACGUUAUGUGAACCAGUCAUUGCAGAUUCUGAUUGCAACCUCAUCCUAACUCCUUUGGUUUCUGAACCUCUCAAAAGCACUGCUAAACCACAAGCCAAUAGUUCAUCGAUUCCAGGAAAUCCACCUCCUACCUCAACAAUUAGGUCUCUAGACUUUGCAGCAGGGGAAGAGAUCGGUGUAGAACCAGAUGACCUUCUCGAUUCCCAGGAACCCUUAGAAACCCAGAAAUUUGCUGCAAAGCCUUGUUUGUCCUCCCCUGAUUUAGCUCCUCUUGAUGUUGAUCCGUCUCUUCCUCCUUACGAUCCCAAAACCAACUAUCUUUCCCCAAGACCUCAAUUUCUUCAUUAUAGACCUAAUCCUCGGAUUGAGGUUUACCUGAAAAAAGAAAGAGAGAUGGAACAGAGUGAAGGUAAGCGACUCGAAGACGAGUUCACCUCUGAAAGCUGCUCAGAUACUGAAAAUGCUGAAGAAUCCCAAUCCAUAGAUUCGCAAAAGGAAUCUGAUGAUUCUUCUUCACAGAUGGUACCCGAAGAAGAGAAUGAAUUCCAGUCUUGUGAACCUGAAAUCGAGAGCACCCACAAUGAAAAGACCAUCACAACUAACAAAAUAUCUAAGAAUCGUUCCUCAGCGAGAUCCAAAGCUGCUCCUCUUCUUUUGGUUCUUGUAAUUGCUUGUUUGACCUUCUCUGUUACUGAUUCUCCCGUCCUUUCUCCUUCAAUCUUUAAAGGCCAAACCUUCUCUAAGCUUGAUGUCCCGGUUACGGUAUCUGAAUUUGCAAGAGCAAAGUUUGUUGAGAUGACUCAUGAUUUCAGGCUCUGGUCAGUAAGAUCCAUGUCUUAUUUGUCCAAUCUGAUUUCCAUUCCAAUAGAGGAAGAAAUAGGCUCAAUCCAUUUCAUUAACUUAACAUCCUCAGACGAGGAACUCUUUAUUGAUGGGUACCAAGAGGCAGAAUUUAGUUACAAGGGAGUAGACAAACAGCAAGAUCAUACUGGGGCAGAGUCUGUAAUGGAGGGAGAAGUCGAGGAGGUUAUGAAGGAGGAGGAACAAAGUCGUGUGGAAUUUGAAACAGAGGAAAAUAUUGCAGAAGACGGUCAGGUAGUAUCCGAAGAACAAUCUCAACUGAUACCGCAUGCUCCAGAAGAUACACCAGAAAAUACAGAGAAAGAGGAAAUGGAAUGCCAAAACGAUGUAGAAGUUAACAUGGGGAUUGAGGAAAACUCGUCUGUGCUUCCACAAGCUCCAGAGUUAAAACCUGAAACUCCUAAACAGGAGGAAUUCCAGAGCCAGAACAACAUUGAUAUCCUCCCCACCAACAUCGAACCCACGAUCAACAGCUUGGAACUGGAUGAAAGCUCUAUGGGCUUGGAAACAGGAGAUUCUACAUUUCCUCGAUCUGAAUACAAGUUCCCAGUAGGAAAUGUAUUGGGAAUCUCUUCAGUUGUUCUCACUCUGGCUGCAGCUACAGCUUUUCUCUUCCUCAAUCGAAGAAAGGCACCCACCCCAGAGGUUGUUCCAGCUAAACAGUUGCCGAUGAAGAAGUUCAUCUCCAGCUCAGUAUCAGCUAGUAGCGACCAUCCUCCCCAUGGGAGGUCAUAUUCUCGGAAUCGGCCAACAGAAGUUGAGAUGGUUGGGGAGUCAGGCCCAUCAGAGAUGAGUAGCAGUUUUCAAAAGAGUUCAUCUUGCAGCAGCAGCAAAAGGAAGCAGUUGGAGAAAGCUAAUGAAGCCCAAAGCCAAGAAAGAAGACUAAGGAGAGAAUCUUUGGCGUCUUCAUCGGAUUACUCUGCCGGAUCCCUUUCUUAUGGAAGCUUCACAACGUAUGAGAAAAUCACCAACAAACAUGGUCAUGGAGAUGAAGAAAUAGUGACUCCAGUGAGGCGUUCAAGCAGAAUUAGGAAGCAGAUAACUUCUCCAUGAAAAGCAGAAUUAGGGAAGCAGGAUUUUUUUUUUAAUGUUCUUGUCUGUUUCGUUUCAUUGCUCUUUCUUCUGCCUCUGUCUCUCCUCGUGCCAAGAUAUGUUUGGAACGUGGAUGCUACUAACACCACAACGUGUUGUCGUGGGGUGGGUUUGGUUUCUUCAAUUGGUUGUAGGUUGUGACUCUAUGUCUUAACAACCGAUUGAUUGUAAUUUGAAUCCUUAAAUGGAAUGACUUCUAAUUAUUUCGGCUAUUUCUUCA
Nelumbo nucifera (sacred lotus) is the source of this 2994-nucleotide messenger RNA. RefSeq lists its product as uncharacterized. The record is from RefSeq and is a predicted model, not a curated record. NCBI's taxonomy places the organism in Eukaryota, Viridiplantae, Streptophyta, Magnoliopsida, Proteales, Nelumbonaceae.